Molecule: messenger RNA, 1022 nt
Organism: Juglans microcarpa x Juglans regia
Lineage: Eukaryota; Viridiplantae; Streptophyta; Magnoliopsida; Fagales; Juglandaceae
Product: probable esterase KAI2
Exons: 2
Coding region: 83-898 (271 amino acids)
Biological process (GO): response to karrikin
Source: RefSeq, a predicted model, not a curated record
GGAGGAAAAAAAUAAUAAUAAAACAGUCCCCAACUGAAGGAGGAACAGAAUCACGAAAAAGUCUUGCAGUGGUUAAUUAAGAAUGGGGAUCGUCGAAGACGCUCACAACGUGAAGGUUUUGGGUUUUGGCGAACGAAACAUAGUGCUUGCCCAUGGCUUCGGCACCGACCAGUCUGUUUGGAAGCACCUUAUUCCUCACCUCCUCGACGAUAACCAACGCAUCAUUUUGUACGACAACAUGGGCGCCGGUACCACCAACCCGGACUACUUCGAUUUCCAACGCUACUCCACUCUUGAGGGUUAUACUUACGACUUGCUCGCCAUUCUGGAAGAGCUACGUGUUGAUUCCUGCGUCUUUGUCGGCCAUUCAGUCUCGGCCAUGAUCGGUGCCAUCGCCUCCAUCUCUCGCCCCGAUCUCUUCUCCAAGAUUAUCAUGGUCGGCGCCUCCCCGAGGUACUUGAACGAUGUGGAUUACUAUGGAGGGUUCGAGCAAGAAGAUCUAGACCAACUAUUCGAAGCGAUGAGGUCAAACUACAAGGCAUGGUGUUCAGGGUUCGCUCCACUCGCCGUGGGCGGCGACAUGGACUCGGUGGCGGUCCAAGAGUUCAGCCGGACUCUUUUCAACAUGAGACCCGACAUAGCGCUGAGCGUGGCGCAGACCAUUUUCCAAAGCGAUAUGAGACAAAUACUAUGUCUGGUCACCGUGCCUUGCCAUAUAAUACAGAGCAUGCAGGACCUGGCCGUGCCGGUCGUGGUGUCGGAAUACUUGCAUCAGAACCUCGGCGGUGAGUCGAUCGUGGAAGUCAUGUCUUCAGACGGUCAUCUUCCCCAAUUGAGCUCGCCGGACGUCGUAAUUCCAGUGCUUCUCAGGCAUAUUCGUGACGAUAUUGCUUUAUGACGUUCGCAUUUUCUUUUGGUAUCGAUUAGUUUUCUGUGGACCGAAAAUGGGCUGCAAGUAAUUUAGUAUUUGUAAUUCAGGAUCUAUCGUUGCUUGAAGUGAUCAAAUAUAAUUUUUCAUAAAA